AUGUGCCCGUCGCUCUCGUGGAGGCAGCGGCUCACCGGCUGCGCCUGCUGCGUCGGCCUCGGGAUGCUCUUCUCGCUGCUGAGCUUCAUCGCCAUCCUGCAGAUGGACCUCGUCUUCUUCAGCGUGCUCUUCUCCCUCGGAAACGUCAUGUCGCUCUCGGGCAUGCUGUUCCUCGCCGGCCCCAUGGCGCACCUGAACCGGAUGUUCGCGGAGAGCCGCUGGAUAGCGACGACGGUGUACCUCGUGUCACUCGUCCUGACGCUCGUAGCCGCGCUGCUGCUCCACAACGCGUUGCUCGUGCUGUUGUUGUGCCUCGUGCAGAUUGGGGCGAUGAUUUGGUACAUCCUCUCGUACAUUCCAUUUGCGAGGGACGCGGUGAAGGCGUGUCUGGGAGGUCUCAUGCGUUAG
Trypanosoma grayi is the source of this 408-nucleotide messenger RNA. RefSeq names its product putative vesicle transport protein SFT2B-like. The record is from RefSeq and is a predicted model, not a curated record. Gene Ontology annotation, biological process: vesicle-mediated transport. The transcript has a single exon. Gene Ontology annotation, cellular component: membrane. NCBI's taxonomy places the organism in Eukaryota, Euglenozoa, Kinetoplastea, Trypanosomatida, Trypanosomatidae. The coding region runs from base 1 to 408 and encodes 135 amino acids.